Molecule: messenger RNA, 2922 nt
Organism: Meloidogyne enterolobii
Lineage: Eukaryota; Metazoa; Nematoda; Chromadorea; Rhabditida; Meloidogynidae
Source: the annotation of a GenBank genome assembly
AUGAAAUUCAAAAAUUUACCUGUUUUUCUUCCAAAAACUGAAUUCCCUGUUCUGCCUAAAAAUUCGGAACGUUCUCGUUUAGACUCGCAUCUCACUGCUAUUGCUGAUUUUUCUGGAUUUUAUCAGUGGCAGAAGACGCGUAAAACAAAUGAACAUUUAAAGGAAUUUACUAUACUUGAUGGACCGCCGUAUGCAAACGGGAAUGUUCAUGUUGGGCAUGCAAUAAAUAAAUUGUUGAAGGAUUUUGUUCUCAAAAGUAGAGUCCAGUUGGGAUAUAAUGUUGAUCUUAAAGCUGGUUGGGAUUGUCAUGGAUUGCCAAUUGAAUUAAAGGUUUUAAAACAGGAAACGAAUAAUAAGCAAGACGCCCUUCUUUUACGUGCAAAUUGCCGUCAAAUAGCUGUGAAUUCUAUCCAAUCUCAAAUGACUUCCUUUCUUCGCUGGGGUUGUUCAGCUGAUUUUUCUGAUCCUUACAUUACAAUGAGCCCUAAUUAUGUCUCUAAACAACUGGAAAUAUUUGCUCAACUUUAUGAUCGAGGAUUGAUUUAUAGGAAAAUGGGGCCUGUUUAUUGCACGGCUGUUUUCUUUGGAUUUAGAUUAAUUAAUUUUGAUAUUGAUCAACUACAAUGGCAAAAUAAAUCAGCAAUUGCACCCACUAGUAAAAAAUCGACACAAUUAUUUUUGAUGGUUUGGACAACAACACCAUGCAAAACUGCUACUCGAAAAAUAUUUAUUGUAGCCAAAGAUUUAAUCUCUAAUAUUUCUCAACUUCUUAAAAAAGAAUUUCAAUUGGUUGGUACAAUUAAAGGCGAAGAAUUGGCGAGAGAUCGUCGAUAUUUUUAUAAAAAUGCAAUGUAUAAUGAUUUGGCUCAAGAAAUUAUUGCUGCAGAUUUUGUAACUGCAAAUAUGGGUACUGGUUUAGUACAUUUAUCUUAUGCACAUGGACAUGAUGAUUAUAAGAUUGGCUCUCAACGUGAUGUUAUUGAAUGUUUUGUUGAUGAAAGGGGGAGAUAUACUCGUCAUAUGGGCUAUGAUUUUGAAGGCAAGGAAGUGUUAGGGGAAGGGACACGAGCUGCUUUAAAUAAAUUAAAGAAAGACGUUCUGUUUGAAUAUGAAUAUACCCAUUCUUAUCCUUAUGAUUGGCGUUAUAAUAAACCAGUUAUUAUUCGAAGUUGCCCUCAAUGGUUUAUUGAUGUAUCUUCAUUAAAUAAACGAUGUGAAGAAGCAAUUUAUUCUUAUCCUGGAAUUAAUGUUUCUGCUGGAAAUGUUGAUCUUAGAGCUGCAUUCUCUACAUUUUUUACUCGUCGAAAUGAAUGGUGUAUUUCUCGACAACGUGCUUGGGGUGUUCCUAUUCCAGCAAUUACUCGACAAGAAAUGAUUGGAGAUGUUGAGGAAGUAAAAACAAGCGGGGAAUUUAUUCGGUCAUAUGCUCAAUUAGUUAAAAGUAAAGCAAAUACGGAUUUGUGGUGGACUUUAACACUCGAAGAACUUUCUAGAUUGAAGGGGUUUCCUUUUUCCUCCCUCAAAAAUUUGGAAAAAAGAACAGAAGUAAUGGAUGUAUGGAUGGAUAGUGGACUUACUUGGCAUACUUUAACGCCUAGAAAAAUUGCUGAUGUAAAUUCUGCCCCUUUUAAACAAAUUCUCAUUCAUGGAAUGGCUGUUGAUGAUAAAGGAUCUAAAAUGUCAAAAUCUAAAGGAAAUGUAGUUUUGCCUGAAGCUAUUACUGAUGGCACAUUAGCUAGUGAUCCAGUAGGUGCGGACGGUCUUCGUUAUUGGGCUGCCUGGAUGGGAGCUGAUAAUGCUGGCGAAAUUCGAAUUGGUCCGAGCAUGGUUAGGGAUCUACAGAGUCGAUUAAAAGGAAUUAGGCUGAUUUUACGUUUUGUACUCGGAACUAUGGAAACUGCCGAGAAAUUAAAUUUGAAUUAUAAUGGAUUUGGAGGAAAUAUCAAAAAUGAAAAUAUGGAUAUACCUCAACUACAAACUUUGGAUCGGUAUAUUCUGGCUCGUUUAAAUGAUUUUUCAAAGUUGAUUCGUUCUCGUUAUAAUGAUUACAGAUUUGGGAAAUUAAUGGAAGAAUAUUUCCAAUUUACACAAAAAGAUGCCUCUUCCUAUAUUACAUCUGUUCGUGACCGUCUUUAUUGUGAACCAAUUAAUUCAGCAUCACAUCAAUCAGUUCUUUUUACAUUAAACAAAUUGGGCUACACACUUGUCCAAUUAAUAGCUCCAAUUUUGCCACAUUUGGCUGCCGAAUUUUUUACAUAUCAUCCACAAUUUAAUAAUAACGUUGCCUCGGCAUUCCGAGGAGUUUUUGACGUUGAAGAAGAUGAAAGCCAAUUAAAUAAAGCAAUAGGUGAUAAAGAAGAUCUUUACAUAUUAAUGAGGAUUGUUCAAGAGUUACGGAAUGAAGCUGUUGAUUUAAUCAAUAAUGGAGAACAUCCAAAAUUAAAAACACGUCGAAUAAAGGAAGUUUCCAUUCGGCAUUUUGGUUUAUUAAUUAGUGGAAAUGCAGAACAAUUAGCCCCAUUACAAAAAGUAUUUAAAGAAGGAGAAUUAUAUUCAGAAAUUGUUGAACUUUUUGGUUCUUCUUUUGUUCGUUUAUCAGAAAAUAAUUCAUUAAAUUUAAAUAUUCAAUUACUUGAUCCAUUUGUUGAAGGCUUAGAUUGGUGUGGACGUUGUAGAAAAAUAAAUAAUCAAAUUGAAAGAGAAGAAGAAAAAAAUUUGGAAAGAAUUUUACAAAAUAAAAAAGAAGAAGAAAAAGAGAAUGCAACAUUUAAAUUAAAUUUGAAUUGUUCUCCACAAUUAUGUGAGAAAUGUGAAUAUGCAAACCAUAUAAUGCUUGCUAGACAGGAAGAAGAGAACAAAAUAGAAGAAAAGGAACAGACGGUGCCAAUUUCAAAAGAAUGCCGCCAACACAAACAUCUUUAG